Daldinia vernicosa is the source of this 511-nucleotide messenger RNA. RefSeq lists its product as uncharacterized. Bases 217 to 492 code for a protein of 91 amino acids. The transcript has 2 exons. Lineage: Eukaryota; Fungi; Ascomycota; Sordariomycetes; Xylariales; Hypoxylaceae. The record is from RefSeq and is a predicted model, not a curated record.
GGCGAGGGCUUGGGCCUUGGGGGAGGAGGCGUCGCGGACUAGGGCGCGCACGGAGUGUUGGUGGCUUUUGGAGGCGAGGAGCGCGCGGGCGGUGGCGCCGCCUUGUUUGCCUGUUGCGGCGAGGACGAGGACUUUGACCAUUUUGGCUGGGGGUGUGGUGUGGUGUGGUGUUUUGGGUUGGUGGUAGGUAUUGCGGUAGGAUGGGACUUGUAUGAUAUGCCCCUAUUUGUUGAGUUAUGUGUAUCCCUAUUCUGUUGCCUUACACACGUCGACCUCGGUAGCAAACGAGGCCAGACGCAUCACCGCAUCACACCCACCCCGAGCUCGCCAUACCCACGCUCAGGAGUCAUGCUCGAAGCGGAUCGCAUGUAUCAUUCCUCGUUAAUUAGCGACGGAAGAUACAUCGCUUCGGCACACUCUGCGUGCGGCGGUGUGGCCUGCCAGUUGUUCGUAGUUUCGAAAGGACCAUCAGAAUUCCCCAGAGCGGUUUGACGACGAGUCCGAAUCCCGA